AUGGCCGUAGCCCCGUCUAGCGAGCAGCUCCACCAUGUCGUCGCCCAAGAUGACUCCCCCGCCCCCGGCCACCCGUCCAUCAACCACCAGCGCGCUCCCGACAUGGCUUCCACAACCACAACCACCACUACCAACACCACCGAUGCGCCGCCAGCCCUGCCUGCCCCCAGCGCAGAGGGCGCGCCUACCCACCCCGGCCCCAUGGACACCAUCGACAACAUGAACACGGCCAACACCCCCAGCCAUCCCCAAAUCUCCUCUCUCGCAGACCCCAUCAACCUCGCCCAGUCUGCCGACAUGAAUGGCGACACGAAUGGCGACAUGAACGGCGACAUGAACGGCGACAUGGCCGCAGCCACCGCCGUCGCUGCUCCGCUUCCCAUGGAUGUUGCCACAGCCGCCUCGGCCUUCCCUGCUAUGGACCCCUUCAUGCCCCCAACCACAAAUGAGCGCCUCACGGCUUUUGCGCGCCUGCGCUUUGACGACGGCUCCUACUACAUGCACACCUACCAGAUCACGCUCGGGCGCAACAUCCACCUCGCCCACCGUGACAUGAAGCGCCUCAUCAAGGCCGAGGCUCUGCAUGCCAAAGGCCAUACCAAAGCUGCAGAGGAAUACCUCAACGGGAAAAAGGACCGCAAGAGGAAGAAGCGCGACCGUCGCGGCGCUCGCAGCGUCAUCUCCGAAAAAGGUGGCAUCGUCAACGUACCCAUCGAGUCUAUGCCAGUGGAGUUCCAGCAGCGCCGCCAGAGCAAUGCUUCUCACUCUCUCAGCUCAAACUCCCAUCCGGCCGGCGAGGCUGCUGAAGAGAACCCUGCCGAGCGGGCGCCCCAGAACAUGCUCAUGCAGACCUUUCCCGAGGUGCCUGCCCAAUUUGACGGCCACGUGCCCGAAGAUCCCAACGACUGUCCCUUCGUGCCCAUACACCCCCAGCAAAUCAUGGCCAAGACCGGCUCGCUCGGGCCCAAGGGCAUAUCGCGCGAGCACGCCAAGAUUUUCUUUGACUUUGAUGCCGGCCACUUCUGUAUACACGUCUUGGGCAACAACGGCCUGCAUCAUGAGGGUGACUUCUAUCCAAAGGGUGAAACCGUUCCCCUGGAUCAUGGCGACCACCUGCUCAUAGGCGCCGUCAACAUCCACUUCUAUCUACCCGACGUCGCACUUACCGAGCAGCAGCGACAUCGCCAAGAAUCUGGCUCGCGUCCUAUGAGCUUUUCCUUCGAGAACGGCAAUGGCCAGCUGGAAAGCGAUGAACACAUCAGUUCUGAAAGCGAAGACCAGCAGAGUGUGAACCCUCGCCACGUCUAUUACCACCAUCCUGUGAGCGACAGCGAUGAUGACGAUGCAUUGGCCGACGAGGAAAUGGACGAUUAUGAAGAGCCACUUCCAAAGCCUCGCCAGAAAACUAAUCUCAAACUCAAGAUUAAGAACCUACCGCCAGCAUCCACCUCAAAAGACAGCAAAAAGGCACACAAGAGGAAACCCCAGCACCUCAAGGAUUCGGGCAAGACCAAAGAGUCUGCUCGUGAGUCUGCCAAGGAACCCAAGGCGCAGAAAGAGCGCAAGGAAUCAAGAGAGCAAAAGGAAACAAAGGACAAGGAGUCCAUUCCGUCCAAGGAGACCAAAGAGCCGAAAGAACCUAAGGAACCAAAGGAGAAAGGCAAAGCGCCGGCCAAGACCCCUGCAAAGACCACUGUCAAGGACGAGGCACCUGCCGAAGAGCCUGUCAAGGACAUUCCUGUGGCCACCAAGACUGAGCAGCCAAGCAAGCCUCCGCCAAACGACAGCCCACCUUUGUUGCGCAAACCACACGAAGGUGAACUCGAAGCUGGUGACAUAGAUGGUCUCAUCACAGAAGAAAUGGCCAUACAGCAUAACCUGCCCCGAAACCUCAUUGGUCAUGUGGUCGAAAAGCGCAAGGGUCCCGGCAGGCCACCCAAAGACGGCAUCAUGUCGAAGCGUCAGCGGUCUCAGCUCAUCAAGCAGGCCAAGGAUAUUGAGAGAGCGAGGGCAGCUGGCAUUGAUCCCGCUGAUAUACCUAUACCGACAAUUAAGCCAAAGGCGCCCAAGCGCAAAGAGUCGAAUGCUGGCGACGGAGAAGACGAUGGUAUUGUCGAGUCCACCGAGCACGGUGAUGGUACUUUGUCUGGUCUCCAGAAACAAGCCAAGCCGAUGAGACCACCACGGACCCCUUCACCCGAGAUGCGUAUCGAAGAUUACACAGAAGAGCAGUUACAACGUCCCACUGCAAACUACGUGGUUCUUAUUCACGAAGCCAUCUCAUCUUCCCCUACCGGUCAGAUGAAUCUGCAGUCCAUCUACACCUACAUUGAGCGCAAGUAUCCUUGGUACAAGUUCAAGACGACUACGAGCGGCUGGCAAUCUAGCGUGCGUCACAACCUAGGCCAGCACGAUGCUUUCAUGAAGGGAGACAAAGAAGGCAAAGGAUACCUCUGGCGAAUCAAUCCUGAGGUCUCGAUCGAGAAGGAGCGCAGGAAGAGACAGGCUAGUCCUCCACUCAAUCACGCACCACGACCACAAUACUAUCAGCCACCUCCCAACGGGUACCAGCCCUAUCCUCAGCCUGGAUAUCCAUAUCAUCCCGGCAUGCCCCAUGCAAUGCCGCAGGCUCCGCCAAGAUUACCCCCGAGCCUUGCGCAACCUCGUCUUCCUCCUAGUAUGGCUCGCGGUGAAGGCAAUGCUGCUGCUUCCAACGGGCCACAAAAUGCGCCCCACCCUUCACCCUAUGCAUCCCCUUGGGCCGGCGGCAACACAGGCGCCAGCCCACCAGCUGCAAACCCUCCACGGCCCUAUCCGCCACCCAAUACGCAGACAUCAACUGCCAACUCAGCAGCUGGGUCAAGUGGGCAGUAUGGCGUUCUGUUUCCCACGGCUGCACCGCAGCAGUCACCAUACAGUGGGCCCUCAGCACCAAGCCCUUAUGGUGGGCCUUAUGCUACCACCGGCGCCAGUCCAUAUGGCCCAGCGCCGCCUCGUCCGUAUCCACCAUACCCUGCAGCCGGCCAGCAAGCCAAUGCGCCUGCCGCAUCGCCCGCUCAACGUAAUGCUUCGCCUUACGGUCCGCCGCCGACCCAAGCUCCCGCACAUCCGGGCUCGUCCAACGAGGGCUCAGCUCCACAUCCUUCCGGUCGGUACCCCAUUGGCGUACAUCCAGACCUUAUUCGCCAGCUCGAGGCGUAUCGUCUCGUGUACUUGGAGAAAAGACCAGGGCCUGAUGAGCAAAAGAAGGUUGACAAUGCAAUUCGGGCGUGCGUAGACAGGACCGUGCCUGAAGCGUCAUUGACAGAACCUGAAAGAAAGUUGCUCGAAUCUAUUUGCGGUGUAGAGAGUAUCAACAAACAUGUCAAGAGAAAUGUUGCUGUCAAACCGGAGAACACACCUGUCACUGUACCAGCUACUGCCGCUGGCACCGCAGCUGCAAUCGCUGCAGAUGCCGCAGCCAAUACGUUGACUCAACACCAGCAGCAGCAACAACAACAACAACAACAAAAGCCAACUGAACAGCCUCCGUCGGGAACGCAGUCAGCGUCGCCAGCACCUCCACGCGAAAACAGUGAACCUCAAAAGUUUACGCCCAACAUGACCGGCGCAUCGCCAGCACCGUCUGCUACGGCGCCACCCUCGACUUCAACCCCAGCACCUCCUGCAGCUCCUUCACAUCGCCCAAGUGUCGAGCCCAUCACCCCUGUUCCCGGUUCACCAGCAGUCCCGAAUGGCACCCCAUUGCGGCGUCCAUUGGCUGAGUCGACUGCAGAUAGCCCGGGCCGAGCAGAAGAGAGCACCAAGACAGAGCCCAGCGAAGAAGCUACAAAAACGGAGUAG
Messenger RNA from Bipolaris maydis ATCC 48331, 3843 nucleotides. RefSeq lists its product as uncharacterized. Gene Ontology annotation, molecular function: protein binding; DNA-binding transcription factor activity; sequence-specific DNA binding. NCBI's taxonomy places the organism in Eukaryota, Fungi, Ascomycota, Dothideomycetes, Pleosporales, Pleosporaceae. Gene Ontology annotation, biological process: regulation of ribosomal protein gene transcription by RNA polymerase II. Gene Ontology annotation, cellular component: nucleus. The record is from RefSeq and is a predicted model, not a curated record.